Messenger RNA from Morchella sextelata, 357 nucleotides. RefSeq lists its product as uncharacterized. The record is from RefSeq and is a predicted model, not a curated record. The transcript has a single exon. Lineage: Eukaryota; Fungi; Ascomycota; Pezizomycetes; Pezizales; Morchellaceae. Bases 1 to 357 code for a protein of 118 amino acids.
AUGUCUCCAGGAAAAUGGAUCCGGCGCAUACAGAAACAAAUCGCCGUCCUCGAGGCCAAGCAGAGGAAGUAUGAGCGCCGCCUUGAGGCACUGGAGGCAGCACUACCUGACUGCUCCACUGCUGACCAGGAUGCAACUGCCAUCGGCAUCGACAGGAGCAAUGUGGAGAGGGACAAGGCGGCCUUGAGGGAGAGGAUGACCAAUGCUAAAAACGACAUAGCGAGCUAUGAGGGUGAGAUUACGCGGAUUAGGGAGAGGGUUGCGAGGGGUUGGGAGACGGGUUGGGACGGCAUGGGUUACAAGCCGAUAGAGGAAUGGAAGUCUAUAGAUGAGGCGGAGGAGGCGGAGGUGGUUUGA